Messenger RNA from Saitoella complicata NRRL Y-17804, 1708 nucleotides. RefSeq names its product 6-phosphofructo-2-kinase. The record is from RefSeq and is a predicted model, not a curated record. Gene Ontology annotation, molecular function: 6-phosphofructo-2-kinase activity; ATP binding; fructose-2,6-bisphosphate 2-phosphatase activity. Bases 50 to 1549 code for a protein of 499 amino acids. Lineage: Eukaryota; Fungi; Ascomycota; Saitoellomycetes; Saitoellales; Saitoellaceae. Gene Ontology annotation, biological process: fructose 2,6-bisphosphate metabolic process; fructose metabolic process. The transcript has 2 exons. Gene Ontology annotation, cellular component: cytosol.
CACGCAGCGAGAUAAGGUAUCCCAUACAUUAACCCAGAGAAGUUGCGACAUGGUUCACUCAAAGCCUGAGGUAUUUCCUGUCGCGAACACUGGUUCGCCGAAGUUUGUGCCGCAGAUGGACCAACAACAGCAGCCUGAGAAGCUUGGCUCGAGCGGUCCCGGUCGUAAGGGGUCGUUGACAUUGGAUGUGCUUGAGAGCAAUAACUAUCAUCGGAUGGAGACACAUGUUGGGCAAUCGCCUGCGCAGUUGUAUUUGACGGAGAGUGGGAGGUUGUUUCACGCUGGUAAGAUUGCGAUUGUGUUUGUCGGUCUACCAGCAAGAGGCAAAACACAUCUCGCCGUAUCACUUGCUCGCUAUCUGAAUUGGCUCGGCGUCAACACCCGCACCUUCCACCUCGGCGAUUACCGUCGUGCUUUCGUCGCCGACAAGGAUCUCCCAGAAGACUACUGGAUCCUCGACGCGAGUGAACCGACAAAGGAGUUACGAGCCAAGAUUCUGGAGAACUGCAGAGAUGAUCUGAUUAGGUGGUACGACGAGGAAAAGGGACAAGUCGCGAUCUAUGAUGCGGUCAACCCAAUUGCGAGUAAGAGGAGGGAGUUGAAGGACAUGUUCGCCAGGCAUGAUAUCCAGACGCUGUACAUCGAGUCCUUCUGUGAUGAUCCGAAGAUCAUUGAGGCGAAUGUACAUUCUGUCAAGAUCUCUUCACCGGAUUACGUUGGUUGGGACCCGAGGGAGGCUGUCAAGGACUACCUUCGCCGAAUCGACGCCAAGAUUCCUCAUUUCGAGUCAAUCGAGGAUCGUGAUCUGGAUUAUGUCAAGGUUAUCAAUGUUGGAGAGAAGAUUAUCGUUAACAACGCCCGUUUCGGGUAUUUGUCGAGUCGUAUCGUCUUUUACUUGACCAACCUCCACAUCAAACGCCGCGUAUUCUACCUUGCACGCGCAGGCAACUCAAUCGACGAAGGCUCCUAUCGUCUCGACUCCGAACUCGACGACGAAGGUCGUUCAUACGCCGAAUCCCUUACCCGAACCGUCCUGAAACGUCGCGAAAGCGAAUUGAAACAGCGUCGUGAGAAGGGCGAUAUGUCACCCGAGAACUCAUUGAUCGUCUGGACAUCUACACGUGCGCGUACAGUCCAAACAGCAAGCGGCUUCAAAGAGGCAGGCUUCACCGUCCGUGAACGACCACAACUGUCCCAACGAAACCCCGGCGUCUGCGAAGGCAAAUCCGCCGAAGAAAUCCGAAAGAUGUACCCGGAUAUCUGUGCCGCCCUCGAUCAAGACCCCUACCAUACCCGAUUCCCGCGUGCAGAAAGUUACCACGACGUCGCACUCCGCACCUCGGACGUCCUCCUCGAAAUGGAGAGACAGCGGGGCGAUUUGUUGAUCAUUGCGCAUGAGAGCGUGUUGAGGUGUUUGUAUGCUUAUUUUAGGGGGACACCGGCGGAUGAGAUUCCGUUUUUGAGUUUUAGGAGGAAUGAGUUGGUGGAGGUGUUGCCGGGGUCCUAUAACUGUGCGGAGGUGAGGAUUACCAUUGAGGGGUGGAAGUAAUCAUGUAGGAUGAUGGAGGGAGAUGAAGCAUAGUGCGAAUGUGUACGAUACACUUGAGAUGUUGGAACUUCGGAUGGUAUUCUUAGACAAUUGAGGUAGCCUCAGAGGAUCACAAUAUACCCAAGUAUGACCUUCCUUCGUCGAAGCUUGAAGAUGAUG